AUGUCGAACGUAUCAAAACUCGAAUUCGUCGCACUUGACAUCUCGGGAAAUAACUACCUCCCAUGGACCCUUGAUGCGAAAAUUCACCUGACAGCAAAUAAUCUAGGGGCAACAAUCAAUGAUGAGAAUCAAACAUCCGCUCAAGAUAAGGCUAAGGCCAUGAUAUUCCUCCGUCACCAUCUCCACGAAGACUUGAAGAGGGAGUAUCUUAUUGUUGAGGACCCUCUCGAGUUGUGGAAAAAUAUCAAAGAAAUAUUUGACCACCAGAAGCUGGUCUUGCUCCCUAAAGCUCGCUAUGAAUGGCUUCAUUUGAGGCUACAAGAUUAUAAAAGUGUUACCGAGUACAACUCUGCCCUUUUCCGCAUCACCUCUGAGCUUAAAUUAUGUGGUGAAAAAAUAACCGACGAAGACAUGCUUGAGAAAACUUUCUCAACGUUCCAUGCAUCAAACAUGCUCCUGUCGCAGCAGUACAGGGAACGUAAAUUUACAAAAUAUUCUGAAUUAAUAUCAUGUUUGUUGGUGGCGGAGCAAAACAACAAGCUCCUACUACAAAAUCAUCAAGCGCGACCCGUCGGUGCAAGCCCAUUGCCAGAAGCCAAUGCGGCAAAUUAUCAAAGCGGACGUGGGAAAGGUGGCGGUCGCGGUCGCGGCCGUGGUCGUGGUCGUGGACGGAGCAAUACAUGGCGACGAGAAUCUCAAAAUUCUAAAUCUAGUGGUGGUGAAUCGAGCCGACAAAACACAGGACGACCUCCUAGAGGGAGAACUGGCGGGAGCCAAAACAAUAUAUGUUAUAAAUGUGGAAUGUCAAAUCAUUGGUCCCGUACAUGUCGCACCCCUAAACAUCUCGUUGAAGCUUAUCAACAGAUGAUGAAAGAAACAGGAAAAAAUGUUGAGACAAAUCUAAUUGAGAAUGCACUUAAUCUGUCAUCUCCUACACCACUAUCAGACACUCAUCUAGACGCAUCUGACUUCAUUGAAAAUUAG
Messenger RNA from Helianthus annuus (common sunflower), 984 nucleotides. RefSeq lists its product as uncharacterized. The transcript has a single exon. The record is from RefSeq and is a predicted model, not a curated record. Gene Ontology annotation, molecular function: nucleic acid binding; zinc ion binding. NCBI's taxonomy places the organism in Eukaryota, Viridiplantae, Streptophyta, Magnoliopsida, Asterales, Asteraceae. Bases 1 to 984 code for a protein of 327 amino acids.